AUGCCAUUCGCCAAAAGGAUUGUGGAGCCGCCGCUUCUGUGCAGACACCCGAUCCCCAACGAUGAGGGUCUGCUGUUCGAGGACCUGUGUGCCAUCAGCAAUGUGGUCCUCUCCCGGACCCUGCGACAGCUGUCCGACCUGGCCCGGCAUGCCUGCUCCUUAUUCCAGGAGCUGGAGAACGACAUCCUAACCACCAACCAGCGGGUCUGGAUCCUCCAGAACAAAAUAGGCCUGAUUCAGCAGACUUCCAGUGCCCUAGACCCCAAAAAGGAGGCAGCAGGCGGGCAGGAGCGCGAGCGGAGCGGCGCGGAGGGGCGUGUGUUGCCGCUGCAUUGGCUCAGCAUCACUGCGGGUAGCGCACACCUGAAGCAUGUUCAGCCGGAGCUCUCCAGCGCGCAGAGGUCGCCUCUUUCCGAUAUCGGCAUCGAAAAAACAAAAGCUUGGCACGACCUCAGUGGUGAUUUUAGCACAGUUCCGAGUUUCCAAGUCAAUGUUGCAGGCCUGCUUAAUAAACUGGGGCUGAACGCACUCCUCUCGUCGCACAAGGUUCCCGCCGAUUGUUCAGGGAAGAGUGACCCGAUGCCUGACAACAGCAUUGGCAUCACCCAGGGGGAGGGGGAGGGGAGACAGAGGUUGGGUUAUAAGGUGUGA
This is a messenger RNA of Menidia menidia (Atlantic silverside), 651 nucleotides long. NCBI's taxonomy places the organism in Eukaryota, Metazoa, Chordata, Actinopteri, Atheriniformes, Atherinopsidae. The record is from the annotation of a GenBank genome assembly.